CAAAGCAUCACCACUUUUUCUGAGAAGAAAUGUUCCCUAAUCUCCAGCCUGAACAUCCUUUUGUUUUUCUCAAGAUAUGAAAUCAUGAAUUUUAAGAAAAUGGGGAAGGACUACUUUGACUAUAUCAAUGUUGGCAGCUGGGACAACGGUGAGCUGAAAAUGGAUGAUGAUGAAAUAUGGUCAGAGAAAAAUAAUAUCAUCAGAUCUGUCUGCAGUGAACCCUGUGAAAAAGGACAGAUAAAGGUGAUUCGUAAAGGAGAAGUGAGUUGCUGCUGGACAUGCACUCCUUGUAAAGAGAAUGAGUAUGUCUUUGAUGAAUACACGUGCAAGGCCUGCCAGCUCGGCUCCUGGCCCAAUGAUGAGCUUACAGGUUGUGACCUCAUCCCAGUCCAGUAUCUCAGAUGGGGUGAUCCUGAACCAAUUGCAGCAGUUGUUUUUGCGUGCCUGGGUCUGCUGGCAACCUUGUUUGUUACGGCUAUAUUCAUAAUGUAUCGUGACACUCCAGUGGUCAAAUCUUCCAGCCGAGAACUUUGCUACAUCAUUCUAGCUGGCAUCUGCUUGGGUUACUUGUGCACUUUCUGUCUCAUCGCAAAACCUCAACAGAUUUACUGCUAUCUUCAACGAAUUGGCAUCGGUCUCUCCCCAGCUAUGAGUUAUUCUGCUUUAGUAACUAAAACCAACCGCAUUGCAAGAAUCCUGGCUGGCAGCAAGAAGAAAAUUUGUACAAAGAAACCUAGAUUCAUGAGUGCCUGUGCCCAACUUGUUAUUGCAUUUAUCUUGAUAUGUAUACAAUUAGGCAUAAUUGUUGCCCUCUUUAUAAUGGAGCCACCUGAUAUAAUGCAUGAUUACCCAAGCAUCCGAGAGGUCUACUUGAUUUGUAACACCACCAACUUGGGUGUUGUAACCCCCCUUGGAUACAAUGGAUUAUUAAUUUUGAGUUGCACCUUUUAUGCAUUUAAGACAAGAAAUGUCCCAGCUAAUUUCAAUGAAGCGAAGUAUAUUGCCUUUACAAUGUAUACCACCUGCAUCAUUUGGCUGGCUUUUGUGCCAAUAUAUUUUGGAAGCAACUACAAGAUAAUCACCAUGUGUUUCUCAGUGAGUCUGAGUGCCACGGUGGCCCUUGGUUGUAUGUUUGUGCCCAAGGUCUACAUCAUCCUUGCUAAACCUGAAAGGAAUGUACGCAGCGCAUUCACCACGUCAACUGUGGUCCGCAUGCACGUAGGGGACGGAAAGUCAUCUUCGGCUGCAAGCCGUUCAAGCAGCCUGGUGAACCUGUGGAAAAGAAGGGGAUCAUCUGGUGAAACGCUUAGGUACAAAGGCAGGAGACUGGCCCCGCACAAGUCGGAAAUAGAGUGUUUCACCCCAAAAGGGAGUAUGGGGAAUGGUGGGAGAGCUACAAUGACCAGGUAAGCCAACAGCAAGUGGCCUUAGGUCCAGUGUGAUAUGUCUGUGAACAAGGGGAGCAGCCCUGGGACAAUGCCAGCCCAGAUCCUCUCUGUAAUUC
This is a messenger RNA of Meleagris gallopavo (turkey), 1504 nucleotides long. It is a transcript of the gene GRM5, whose product is annotated as glutamate metabotropic receptor 5. Gene Ontology annotation, molecular function: G protein-coupled receptor activity. Gene Ontology annotation, cellular component: membrane. The record is from RefSeq and is a predicted model, not a curated record. Lineage: Eukaryota; Metazoa; Chordata; Aves; Galliformes; Phasianidae. Gene Ontology annotation, biological process: G protein-coupled receptor signaling pathway.